GUUCACAGAAAAAAUUCCGGACAACGUUAACAAUUCUUCGUCUCGCAUUCGAGAACGAGUCACAUAUUGAAUAUUCCGCUCAUCCAAAAGUGCUGAUUGGUGCUAUGGAAAAAAAUGCCCCUAUUGUCAUGGGCUCAAAUCGAAACAGGUAUGUGUAGCCCAUCCGUGAAGUAGCGUAGAAUACCCCAUAGUGACAAUCUUUUGAUUGUGAUCUCCUGUCCUACAACAUUUUCAAUCUCUGGGGUAAGCUCCUGUCAACAGAGGUCUUAUCGGCGUAUUGGUUACAUUUUCAUUAGUAAAAUGCACAUCGACUGACAACUUUUUGAAGCAAUUGCCCUUGUCAAACCAUUUCAAAUUUCAAAUCGACACCAAUCCAGUCAUGUUCGGGGUCCUUCGUAAAAUGAACGCAUCCAAACUGUCCGCGGGCAUCCUUCUCGUGAUGUAUUACCACGCCAUAUUCAUGGGAAUCUUCAGCUUUAAACUGCAGAGACAUUGGAUAAGCGAAAAUGGCCAGAUGUUGAUGGAACUAAGAGCUCUGCCUCGUCCUGGGUUGAUGCGGUUCUAUGCCAUCUAUCGGAUUUUGGCUAUUGCAAUUUUAGCUUAUUUCUACUUACCAUGGAUCCUUCGAUUAGAGAUUUUUUUUGAAAGAUUGGUUCACUUUAUACGCAUAAUAACGGCUACUCUAGUCUGCGUUUGUAUUCUUCGCCUGCAGCUUUUACACAAAGCAGACUCGAAACAAUUGAUGAACACUUUUUUUCGCCUCUUCCGUCGAGUUCGAGCUCUACCCAGCCGAAAGACAUUUGGCUAUGGAGGAAGGCGAGAGCUGGUGCUGUUAAGCCUUGCUUUGAUCUGUCGAAUCCAUGAACUAGUGUACAUUUUAGAGUCAGAUAGACAACAUUUCAGUAUGGAAAGAUUCCUGAGCUGGUGGUGCGACACUUUCAUCGUCUUCGGCAUCAACAUGAUGAUGCAAAUGAGCUUUGUGUGCUACCUCAGCAUAGGUAUUCUCUAUUCAGAGCUGAACGAUUUUGUCCGUUUCCAGCUACGAUCCGAACUACAGGCCCUGAAACGGCCGCACGGACUUCAGCCACGACGCCAGCACUUGCGGACUGUCCGCCGGAAACUGAGUGAGUGCUUGGCCCUAUAUAGGGAGAUCUAUGCCCUGGCCACUACGUUUCAGAAGCUAACCGAUUUUCCGUUCUUCCUGAGCAUCGUUCAUAAUUAUACAUUACUUGGUGUGGUCAUUUACCGUUUGACUAUCGUUGGAUGGUUCGAUAAGCAUAAAAUUCAGCUAAGUAUUCUGACGACUAAAGUGAUUCUUGACUUUUUUCUCGUAACUAUGGCCGUUGAAGGAGCAAUGACUCAGUUUAGGGUCAUUCGGCGACUCAGUCUGGAGAACUGCUAUAUCAGCGACCAUAAAGAUUGGCACACGACAUUUGAUAUGUUCGUCACCCAUUUGAGUCUAUAUGAAUUUCGUGUCCGUGUUCUGGGUCUUUUCGAUGUCUCCAACGAGCUGGUCUUGAUAGUCCUUUCCGCUCUAGUCACCUUUGUGAUAUAUGUCGUUCAAUAUAGAAUGCAGUCGACGGGGGAAGCGGCAUAGUGAUAGUUCUGUAAUCAGUAGAUGGAUUCCAGUCCAAUUGUUUGCUUAUACUGUUUAUCAAAAUAUUAUUCCAACUAAAUCGUUAUUAGCUAAGUAUACCCUAAAUAAAGCACAUAAUCUGAAGCCCAA
This is a messenger RNA of Drosophila pseudoobscura, 1726 nucleotides long. Its product is annotated as putative gustatory receptor 93c. The transcript has 2 exons. Gene Ontology annotation, cellular component: membrane. The record is from RefSeq and is a predicted model, not a curated record. Lineage: Eukaryota; Metazoa; Arthropoda; Insecta; Diptera; Drosophilidae. Gene Ontology annotation, biological process: sensory perception of taste. Bases 380 to 1597 code for a protein of 405 amino acids.